Enterobius vermicularis (human pinworm) is the source of this 1335-nucleotide messenger RNA. The record is from the annotation of a GenBank genome assembly. Lineage: Eukaryota; Metazoa; Nematoda; Chromadorea; Rhabditida; Oxyuridae.
AUGGUUGCAAGGGACUCAUGGCUGGAAGUAAAAGAUCUCCUAAAUCGUUUGUUAAACACGAUAACAGUACCUAACUUGGUUUCUAGACACCAGAUCAUCGUUUUGAAUGCUAUUAACAACAGUCCAAGUAUUGUUGUUGAUUUUCUGGCUGAUCUUAUUGCCAGAAAUAUUGAACAGCUGGAGACCGAGCUGGCUACUUCGCACAUUGCUAUUCCCAUUGCUUUCGCUCGAAGAAUUACCGAUUCACAAUGUUGUGACUCUAUUGCUAAAUUUUUGUGGCGAUUUGCACAUAUUGAUGCUGUGCGCAACGAACUGGAAUCCUUAUUGGUGAAUGCAGAUACUGGCGUUCGAUUCCGAAUCCACCAAGUUACGUCUAAUUAUUUAAAAGAGAAAGGAACUGGAAGUGAGGUUUCUGAGUUACUCCAGUCGUUAAUUGAAGAAAUUAGUGUGCCUGAUAUUUUAACGCAAUUAACUGCAAUAGAAAUGUUGUCUGAGGCUGCAUACAACAAUAAAGCAGCUACAGCGUACUUGUUUUCACUAGGUCUAAUCGAUAAUAUGUACAGUCUGUUAAACGCAGUUGCUGAACAACCGGACGCGGGCUUUUUAUUUCCAGGCAUGGGAAUAAAGUUUAUACUUGCUGUGAUGAAGUUUUUUGGUCACUUGUCGAUCACAGAUGCUCAAUGUUUGAGGCGGUACCCGAAUUUUUUGCGAAAUUUACUGGACUUGGUUUACCAGUACGACAGAUUAGAUGCAUCAUUGCGUUUGUUGGCUUUUGACACGCUUGCAGUUGUUGCCAGUACAGAAGACGCAAAACGUUAUUUGUCGUCAUUUUCUGAAUAUGAUCUUGAAAAGGCGAUGAACACUUUUGGCGUUGCAAUUGCGACAGGUCCAUUAGAACUGAGAGUUCGACAUGUUGAAGCUCUAUCAAUACUUUUUCACAGUGAGAGGAAGACGCCUAAGGAAGACAUUAGCGAUAUUGCAAAAUGCUGGUGGAAGUUUUUGGGAGAUGGUUUUCCUUCAGUCGUUGUUACGUAUAUGUCGAGACCAUUUGAACAGCUGAGGCUUGCAACCCUUCAACUGAUAGCUAAUGUCCUUUGUUACAGCUGGGGAGCAGAAGUGUUGAAGAGUACUAAUGGGUUUGUUAAUGCUGUAUUAGACCGUCGUGUUGAAACAACUCCGCAAGGAAAACACUUGAAAUAUAAUAUAGUGUCGCUAUUAGUUGAAAAAGGUAGUAAUCUUUUUACACCUGACGCUCUUAUGAGGCUCAAACUUUACUUACGAGAGGGUCCAUUCUAUGUAGAAGUCCCACCAAGUCUCGAUUUGAUGAAUGAUUGA